Stegastes partitus (bicolor damselfish) is the source of this 2032-nucleotide messenger RNA. It is a transcript of the gene ptpa, whose product is annotated as protein phosphatase 2 phosphatase activator. Gene Ontology annotation, cellular component: cytoplasm; nucleus; protein phosphatase type 2A complex. The record is from RefSeq and is a predicted model, not a curated record. The transcript has 9 exons. Gene Ontology annotation, biological process: mitotic spindle organization. Lineage: Eukaryota; Metazoa; Chordata; Actinopteri; Pomacentridae. The coding region runs from base 23 to 979 and encodes 318 amino acids. Gene Ontology annotation, molecular function: protein tyrosine phosphatase activator activity; peptidyl-prolyl cis-trans isomerase activity.
GAAGAAGAGCGCGAGCCUCGCCAUGGCGGAAACGGAGCAGCAGUCAGGAUCCACUCCUGAAGAUGAAGCACCUGAAGUCGCUGCCGGCGCCACCUUCAUGGUGCCCAAGAAGGAGAUCAGCAUGGUGCCCGACAUGGGCAAGUGGAAGAGGUCUCAGGCCUACGCCGACUACAUGGGCUUCGUCCUGACGCUGAACGAAGGUGUGAAGGGAAAGAAGCUCACGUGUGAAUAUAAAGUGUCUGAGACAAUAGAGAAGCUGUUGGAUCUUCUGGCGACUCUGGACCGGUGGAUCAACGAAACCCCUCCGGUCGACCAGCCGUCGCGCUUCGGUAACAAGGCCUACCGGACCUGGUACUCCAAACUGGACCAGGAGGCCGAGGCUUUGGUGUCGGCGGUGCUGCCGGCCGAACGAUGCGCAGCGGCUCCAGAGAUCGCCGUCUACCUGAAGGAGUCGGUGGGGAACCCGACCCGGAUAGACUACGGAACCGGCCAUGAAGCCGCCUUCGCAGCGUUCCUCUGCUGCCUCUGUAAGGUCGGAGCUCUGCGAGUGGACGACCAGCUGGCCAUCGUCUUUCAGGUUUUUAACCGGUACCUGUCGGUGAUGCGGAAGCUGCAGAGGACCUACAGGAUGGAACCGGCCGGGAGCCAAGGAGUCUGGGGUCUGGACGACUUCCAGUUCCUGCCCUUCAUCUGGGGAAGCUCCCAGUUCGUAGAUCAUCCGACCCUGGAGCCGCGACACUUCAUCGACGAGAGGGUGGUGAACGAGCAGCACCAGGACUACAUGUUCCUGGAGUGCAUCAAGUUCAUCAACGAGAUGAAGACGGGUCCGUUCGCCGAACACUCCAACCAGCUGUGGAACAUCAGCGCCGUUCCUUCCUGGUCCAAAGUCAACCAGGGCCUGAUCAAAAUGUACAAGGCCGAGGUAGGUCUGCAUCCGGCCCUCGCUGAGGAGCUUCUAGCUGCUUUAAUGAAGAGUUAAAAAACCCACAUGGAGGUGGAAAGAACCUGAUUCCAAAAGCACAACACUGUGAAAGAGUCAUACAUUUGACAACCAGUCAGAGUCCAUUUGAGUCUCCGUUUGAGUCCUGCAGAGCGUCCUGUAUCCAACGUGGAGCAGGUAAAAUAAAACACUGAUGUGAUGUUUAUUCCUAAAGUUUGGACUCUCCGGGUUUCUGAGUUUCCUCAACCGUGACCAACAUGGAGGCUCAUCUGCUCAGUGGUGCAGAUUUCUUACACAGAUUUCCACAAACUGAGAGCAAACCUACUGGUGCUGCUUCAGUUUACGAGCAUUUAAAACCAUUUUAAUGAAACAAACUGAGGGAUGAACUGUUUCUGAUCAACACAGACGGAUGUUUCACACUUUUAUUUCCCACUGAGGCCAAACUCUUAAGGACAUAUUAAUUAUUGUUUUCCAGACUCUGCUUCAGGGUGACCUGUGGCAGCUUCCUAGCUUAGCUGCUAGCCGUUAGCGUAGCAUCAGCCACUGUUAAGGCAGCUAAUGUCCUGGUUUGUGGAGAUGUUUGUGUUUCUUGUUCGGUUUUUGAAUGAACAGAGUUAAUCUGACUCCAGAAACAUGUUACAGUGCUACAGCUAGCGUUUGCCGCUAGCUAAGAGGCACAGCUGACCUCUUAGCAUUAGCCUAGCAUCUCCAGCAAAAUAAGUUCACUGGCGCCAGCAAGUGAAUUAUUCUGACGUUUUCAGUGUAAAGUUGUGUUUAUUACAACUUCACCAACUCCUGUUAGCUCACUGUUGCUUUGCUAACGUCUGUCUCUCUGUGUAAACAAUUGCCUUCAUUGUUGAUUGGCUGUUACUUAAGACAUGAAGCAGCCAAUCAGGUAGAGUUGUGGGCGGGGCAUUGUUGAGGUCACAGAGUCCCACCAACAAAGAGUAGUGCUGCUAAUUAACGUAAUGAUUAACAGUUAACGAAAAUAAUACUGUCAAUACAAGUCAGGCAUGUAGUGUAAAUAUGUAUAUAAAAGACAUAUUCUGUGGCGUUAAGACUUAUUUUCUAUACGUGUAGCUUGUCGAUAUG